GCGGCCAUGUUGGAGCAGCGGAGGCGGCGCAGAGGCGCGUCCUGGGUCCCCGCGGCGGCGCCGGUGCCGAGCGCUGGUUUGUGGAUACCCAGGCAGAUCUGCAGUGCCUAAUGCCAUGAGCGUGGUGCAGCAUGUGGAGGAGAAAGCUGUGCACUCCUGGUCGCGGAUCUCCACGGCAGGGAAGAAGGCCCUGGAGGAGGCGCUGCUUGUCUUUAACCCCAUGAGCCAGGAUCUCAGUGCCACAGAGGCCCAGCUUGUAGCCUUCCUGCAGGGCCUGCGGGAUGAUGGCUUCCAACCCACCAUCCUGCGCAGCGGAGAUGUCUAUGGCUAUAGUUCAUGCACAGCCAACCCCCCAAGCCAGACGAAGCUGCAAGCCCGUGCCCCCACCCCAGCUGCCACAUCACCUCCAGCCAGUGCUCCCCGAACUGCCAUGCGGCUGCCUGCAGGCCGGGCCACGCUGCUCCCUAUGCCACUAUCUGGAAGGCUGGCCAAAGCAUCCUCACCAGCCCUUGCCAAGCAUGCUACCACCAACCUGCUGCUGAGCUCCCUGAAGCAGUCAAGUGCCAGCCGUGCCCGGGGUGCAGCAGUGGGCUUCCCCGCCCACCUCUAUCCAGGUGUCUACCCUGCCAUGCGGCUCUCUGUUGUCCUUGAGGCCCUGGUUCCACUAAAGACUCCCAUGCCCUGCUUGGGUGCCAAGCACAAGGCACAGUCACUGCAGCUCUCACUUGCAGACUCUCCCCUGAAGCUGCGCAAAGGUCCAGGGAAGAGGCAGGGGAACUGUCGGUCCAAAGCUCCCAGAAAAGCCACAGGCAAGGGCCCUAAGUGUCUGACUUACAGAGGCCCCAGGGCCAGACCCCAACAAGGCACUACACCCCGGAACAAGACCUACAAAGCCACUGGGUCCCUCGGUGGCCUACGAAUGAAAGGUGGCUCUGCCCUGGGCACCAAAACAUCCCAGGCCAAGGCAGCUCGAACACUGGCCAAAGCUGCCCAGGCCAAGGUGGCUCGAACACAGGCCAAAGCUGCCAAGGCUCGAGCAAAAGCCAAGGCAGCACAGAUCAGGGCCAGGGCCAAGGCAGCACGGAUCAGGGCCAAGGCCAAGGCGGCACAGAUCAAGGCCAAAGCCAAGGCAGUGCGGGCCAAGGCCGAGGCAGUGCGGGCCAAGGCCAAGGCAGCACGGGCCAAGGCAAAGGUGGCUCGGGCCAAGGCAAAGGUGGCUCGGACCCAGUCCAGGAGCAGGGGCAGGCCAAAAGGGUCUGUUCAGGCCAGGACUGCGAGGAGGGGCCCAAAAAGCCGCCCUGAGACUGUGGGGCAGAAGAGGAAAAGGGCUGAGGAGGCAAAGGAUCUUCCUCCCCAGAAAAGAACACGACUUGGGCCCCGAUCCCCUAAGGCGUGGCUAGGGCCUGGAACAGCAAAGCUGCUGAAAUUCCAGGCCAUCAAGGUGGACAGGCGGUCCUCGGACGAUGAGGUGCGGCAGCGGGCUCAACGGAUCCUCCGUGUGAACCUGUCCCCUGUAAUACAGCUCCAGCCAUUGCUGCCAUACUCAGCACCCUGAUUCCUUCGCAUAGCAAUGUUUGGGGAAACUGAGCCCAGUUGUCUGUGCGGCCAGUGGCACAGUGUGCAAUGCCCAUGGAUUCUUCAACCCCAAGGACUCCAGGUGCCUCUCCAGGGCCCUGAGAGCCACCAUUCUCUUUUCAGAGACUGGAGGAUAUGGGGUGGUAUGGGUGGGCGGGAGGGGUGUUCUCAUGGCGCGAUGCACUGUGAUUUGUUACUCUUCAAGUUGUACCUCCACUGUUCCAUCUAUCACGUUUUAUACCUUUCCACCUUCCAGUCUCCCUGCCCACCCUUUAUGGUCUUUUUUGCGUUUGUAGCUGCUGGUGGGCCAGCUUGAGCAUAUAGGAAAAGUGGCCCCAGGAACAGGGCUGCCAAAGGGGGUUGUGGUAGCCUGAGACAGGUCAUCAGUGUGAGUGGGAAGAGUAGCUCUCAGGCUUCUCUGGAGGUGCUGGCCUCUGUCGAUGUGUGAGAAGCAGCCCCUGAGGACAGGGGCAGAGCCACUCGGAGGUGGCACACCUCCCCAUCGGGCUGUACUGGUUUGUUAUCCAGGUAGGCCCUAUGCAAGAGGACAGUAGGUGGCUCUGUGGGGAACCGUGCAGCCAGCAGGUUUCUAGGCCAGGGAAGGGGGGUUUUGUGGUACUGCUCCCCAGGGGCCAUUCAGGCAGCCUGGCCUUGUCUCCUAGCCUGCUCUGGCUGAAAUCUUGGGGCUUUACCUGAGCUUGUCUGGGGCAGGGCCAGGCCUAAAUUAGCUAAAGUACCUCUGCCUGUCCUUCCAGCCUCGACUUCCCCAGUUGGUGGCAAGGGUUUGGGGUUGAGUCAGAGGCCAGGGCUCUGGGUUGUUUGGCCACUGAGUCUGUCCUCACUGACUGCAGAAUUUUCUCCUUUGAUCAGUGGGGUACUGUGUUAGCUGAGCCAGGAGAGUUUCUACAACUGCUUCGCCCCAUCAGCAGUGCUUUCUGCCUGAGUCCCAAGCACUCUGUUCCCAGGUCCUGCCUUAUCAAGCUUCCCAACAGGGCCCUGUGUGUAUUUCAGACACUAAAGGCUCUUCCUGCUUCGGAGAGGGGGCUGGGCCCCCAGAACAAAACUAGCUCCCCGCCCAUCUGCCAGUCCUUCCCUGUCUGCCCGCCCUGAAAGGCAGUGGCUCGGGCUGGCAGGGAGGGGGACACAUUCCCCAGAGGCUCCUAGAGACCAGCAGCCUUUCAGGGCUAGGGAUGGGAGCCUCAUUUGAAUGAGAAUCGGAUCUCUCCUGUCUCUGGGUUAGUCUGAACCCUGGCCCCACUAGCGCCAGCUGCACUGGAUGGCGGACCUGUAGAGAAGUUCUGCUUGUUUUUUUGGUACCCCCUCCCUUUUUUUUUCUGCAUCUGGUGGCUGCCAUGAGUAGGGUACGGCCUCCCUUGGUUCCCAGGCUCUGGGGACCCCUUGCUCCCAGCCUCACCGUGGCUUCACAACCCUGCAUGCUCCUUGUGUCUGGCAGUCCUGCUUUCAUCUACCAUGUGAGUAUGGGGCCACACCCAGCUCCUCAAGGGCAGGGGCCCUUGGGGCCCACUCUUCAUCCUCUC
This is a messenger RNA of Zalophus californianus (California sea lion), 3113 nucleotides long. It is a transcript of the gene CCDC71, whose product is annotated as coiled-coil domain containing 71. The record is from RefSeq and is a predicted model, not a curated record. NCBI's taxonomy places the organism in Eukaryota, Metazoa, Chordata, Mammalia, Carnivora, Otariidae. The coding region runs from base 116 to 1555 and encodes 479 amino acids. The transcript is spliced from 2 exons.